Messenger RNA from Xenopus laevis (African clawed frog), 2046 nucleotides. RefSeq names its product oocyte zinc finger protein XlCOF22-like. Lineage: Eukaryota; Metazoa; Chordata; Amphibia; Anura; Pipidae. Bases 16 to 1983 code for a protein of 655 amino acids. The record is from RefSeq and is a predicted model, not a curated record. The transcript is spliced from 3 exons.
AAGAUCCUGGAACUCAUGUCCAACAUCAUCCAGCUGCUGACUGGAGAGGAGUGGGACUAUAUGAAAAGAAACAAGACCCUUUACAUGGAAGGGACAAGGGAGGAGCCACAGCAGCUCCAUGCACUGGACUGUGAAUAUGAAGAUAAGAGAGAUAUUUCUGCUGAUCUGGGAGAGACAUUAUGUUAUAAUAAUGAGCCAAGCAAGAUUGGGGCUGAAGGAGCAGAAUUUUAUGGCGACGGAAAUCUCACAAACCCUGAAAUGUCUCUGGUGGGACAGCUCCUACCAGCAAAAAAUACUGAAGAGGAUCCUGCUUCAUUUAAAGGGGAAAGCCAAUCAGAUUGCAGAAUUAAUGAACUCACAGAACAGAUACAGAGAACAGAUCCACCUACUCCUAUCAUGGGAGGCAGCCUGAAUAACAGCUUGGCAGAUAGUGAUAUAUCAGAUGAUAUAAAAGAGGAAGAUGAUUCAUGGGAAGAAGGAAACCUUUCUGAUUUUAGAAUUAUUACCGUUUCAGAAUCAAUAGAAGAAACCAAUACAUCUAAUCCUAUCAUGGGAUGCAGUCCAAAUACCAGCUUGUCAGACAGCGAUGUAUCAAUUGGUAUUAAAGGAGAAUCAACUGAAUGGGGAAACCAAUCAGAUUGCAGCAUUAAUCCACUUGCAGAACAGACACAGGGAACAGAUACUCCCAGCAUUGUGAUGUAUAACUGUUCCGAGUGCAAUAAACACUUUAGAACUAAGGCUGGUCUUCUUAAGCAUCAGAAAAGCCACACAGGAACAAAACCAUUUGUCUGUUCUGUGUGUGAGAAACGUUUUGCGUGGCAUUCAGAUCUUAUUGUACAUCAGAGAAGUCACACAGGAGAGAAACCGUUCCCUUGUUCUGUCUGUGGAAAAUGUUUUGCUCGUCGCUCGCACCUUACUGAACAUAAUAGAACUCAUACAGGAGAGAAACCAUACUCUUGCGCUGUGUGUGGUGAAAGUUUUUCAUAUCAUUCUCAAAUUACUAGCCACUACAGAAUACACAAAGGAGAGAAAUCAUUUAUUUGUUCUCAAUGUGGGAAACAUUUUACAUCGCACUCCGAAUUUAUUAUACAUCAAAAAAGUCACACUGUGGAAAGACCAUUCUCGUGUGGCGAAUGUGGGAAAGAUUUUAUAUCUCACACUGACCUUAUUGUACAUCGAAGAAGUCACACAGUGAAGGGGCCAUUCUCUUGUACUGAAUGUGGGAAACGGUUUAAAUUUCACUCACAACUCUCUGUACAUCAGAGAGUCCAUACUGGAGAGAGACCAUAUUCUUGCUCUGAAUGUGGGAAAGAUUUUAAAGAUCUCUCAAACCUGAAAGUGCACUUGAGAAUUCACACAGGAGAAAAACCAUUUCCUUGUUCUCAGUGUGAGAAGUGUUUUGUUCGUCGCUCAGAUCUUGAUCGUCAUCUCAGCCUUCACAAAGGAGAAAAGCCAUUUUCUUGUUCUCAAUGUGGGAAACAUUUCACAUGCGCUUCAGACCUUUACGUACAUCGUAGAGUACACACGGGCGAGAGACCGUACUCUUGUUCUGAGUGUGGCAAAUGUUUUAAACAUCACUCAAACCUUGUUGUACAUCAAAGGACCCACACAGGAGAGAAGCCUUUUUCUUGUUCUGAAUGUGGGAAAAGUUUUAAAGAUCGCUCAAGUCUUAAUGUACAUGAAACUAUUCACACAGGGGAGAAGCCAUUCUCUUGUCCCGAAUGUGGGAAAUGUUUCAGCAAUCGUGCUGGUCUUAGAAUCCAUAAAAGAAUUCACACAGGAGUGAAACCAUUUUCUUGUUCUGAAUGCGGGAAAUGUUUCAUCCGAUGUUCAGACCUUACUGUACAUCGCAGAGUUCACACAGGAGAGAAACCAUUCACUUGUGUUGAAUGUGGGAAAUGUUUUGCACGGCGUUCCCAGCUUACUGCACAUUCCCGGUUACACGCAGGAGGAAAAACUGUUUCUGAUGAUAACUGUACAUAAUGAGGAGUUAAUAGCAUAAUUGUGAUGCUAUCGAAUUUUGAUUAAAGUAUUCUUCACCAUUAA